AUGGCGGUGCCGGCGCCCUCAUCGGAGCCAGAAACAGCUGAAGAAUGUGUGCCCAUGGUGGUAGACCCACUCCCACCACCGGAGUACAUAUGGCGGCUCGACGUGGAGUGCCGUUACGACGGCCACUUGCAGAAGCUUCGGUUGCCAGUCGUUGGCCACCAGACAGCAGCCGAGCUUCUCGAACGCCUCAUUUCGAUGGUGUAUGGCAUGCCGGGUACGGUGCUCCACCCCAGAGCACAUGCAGGGCCACAGAUGACAGCUGCACAUGUCAUCGCAGUGGCGGAGUACCUCCGGUCCUUCCGCGAGCCCUCUCCUGGCUCGGAUGAGGACGUGUUUACACUCCUCGAUGUGCAGCCCUGGUAG
Molecule: messenger RNA, 363 nt
Organism: Symbiodinium sp. CCMP2592
Lineage: Eukaryota; Dinophyceae; Suessiales; Symbiodiniaceae
Source: the annotation of a GenBank genome assembly